This is a messenger RNA of Macrobrachium nipponense, 2245 nucleotides long. RefSeq lists its product as uncharacterized. Bases 146 to 1096 code for a protein of 316 amino acids. The transcript has 5 exons. Lineage: Eukaryota; Metazoa; Arthropoda; Malacostraca; Decapoda; Palaemonidae. The record is from RefSeq and is a predicted model, not a curated record.
GAGAGAGAGAGAGAGAGAGAGAGAAUCCUCAGAAUGCCUCCUUUAGGUACCUCCCUCCUCCCGUGUCCUACCCCAGUUACAGCUUUCAACCCGCAGGGGAGAGAUGUGAUUUCAUAACUCGGCAGAUAGGCAACGCUUUUCCACCAUGAAGAUACCUUACGUCUUCGUAUCGUUAGCGAGCCUUCAGUGCUUUUUAUGUCAUGGCCUGAGGGACAGCGAGCUAACUACGGCAGUUCAGGAGUUAACGAUGGUUCUCAGGGGCAUCAGGUCGGACCUCAGUACAAACUUCGACAAGCUCCUCACAGACCUUCAUCAAGACAGGUUAGCCAGGACAGAACAGACCAUGGCUCUCAGGGACAAAACCGAGGAUAAUCGAUUAGGCAUAGAGAUACUGAGGGGGCAAAUAUCAUCCCUAAUGUCAACUAAAGGAUGCCCUAGCAACUUGGAAGUCCUUCCAACCGGAAGCGGACCCGCAGCAAAAGCUCCAGAAGGAAGUGGUGGUGGUGGUGGAGGAGUAGGAGUAGGGGGUGCAGGAGGAGCGGGAGGAGGAGGAGGAGGAGGUGGAAGGGGAAUUGUGGUUGAUAGCAGAAUGGCCAAUGGUCCUCACCACAGGGUUCUGGAAACUCAUUUUCAUCAAGAAAAAGGAGAGGAUGACACAGAAAAUCCUGAACAAACACCAGUUAUCAGAGAAUGUCCGUCGCCAUUCAAAAGAGCCGGGAAGCACUGUCUCACAAUACUGAUGGAAGAAGCCGUUUGGGACGCAGCUAGGAGACUCUGCCACAGCUACGCUCAGUUGCACGUCUCUCGUCCGUCGGGGUUACCAAAGGUCACUGGUGACCUGGUUGUUCCUCAUGAUAUGGAAGCCUUCAAAAAAUUUAUCCAGGACUACGAAUUCAGUGGCAAAGCAUGGGUGGGCGCCUCCACGGAGGGUUGGGGCGGCAUGUGGGCGUGGAUUGACGGAUCUCUGGUCAAAGAAUUGCCCUGGCUCUAUUCUAGCCCUGACCAGACAGGAGGUCUUCUAGCAGUGGACAACAUGGCGACUUUCUACCCCGUUCUCCACAAGCAAGCUCUGUAUCCCAUUUGCGAACUCAGUUAGCCUGAUUAUAGAACUUGAAACAUAAUUACUGGAGACUCACAUUUAUCCUCUUGUAUACUGAAGUCAUCUAUGGCUCCUACAGUUUCUAACAAUAGAGGAUGAGAAUUAUUUUCUCGUUCAACAUCUCAAAUCGCUUUUAUCUUUUCAUGAAAUUUUUCGGUUCGUAUCUUUCUUCCCUUAACUCACACGAACACGAGGCUGCCUUGAUAUCGUAAACGUUCAGCUAAUUUCAUACAUGACAACUGUCAAACAUACAUCACUUACAAGAGGAAGAAAAACUUGUUUUACAAGCAAACUAUCAACUGUAUGACCUCGUUUUAGAACUGCCUCGCCAUUUUUAGUAAAUUCCAAACAACUCACUAGGGUCAGUAUAUUUAGCGGAAGCUCCAUCUAGAUAAUUAAAAUCAAUAAUACGUACAGUUGGGCACAAUAUUCAGAAACAACAACGAAUGAUUCAAGCAAGGCCGUGGCAAGGACUUUCUGGUUAGACAUUACUAAGACAGUCAAAAGGGCCCUGUACAUAUUUUUUAACAUUACUUUACUCCUUUGUUGUAGGUUUGGCAAAAUAAUGGCUGACUAAAUAAUACUCAACUGAAUAAGUCUAAGGAAACAUGCGGCGAUAUUAAAUCGUUAUUUGCAUCAGUAACGUAACAAGUUCCCACUAUGAGUCCAAGGACACCACAAGCACCAAGCACAAGUACACAGCAAUCACCGACUGUCAAAGUUCGAGCCAUCUCCUCGCAGAGUCAAAGUCUGAGCAAAUCAAGCUACCCGUGACGACGAGUCCAACUCGGCCCCAUCACCAUUCAUUUGUAGCAAAGACAAACAAGCCGCAAGUGUGCUUCUGACGAGAUGCAGAGGCCUCACCAACACAUGUCAAAGUCAACAGUUCAGGUUACUACCUUCUGACGUUUCUAAUGUUUAUCUUGGGACUUUUCAAUUGUGGUUCCCCAGCUGCACAAACCAAUGUUCGUGUCAGGCCGCUGAGGUGUCAGCUUAGCAAAGCAUUUUCUCGUUACCGUUUUAUUGAUCUAUUACAUUAUUUUAGGAAUAUAAGGUCGAAUUUUUUGUUUACUACUGCAUUUAUUUCUGUCAACAAUCUGCACAUAUCGGCUCACAUCAGAAAAAUGUCUCCAACGUGAAGAGAUA